Messenger RNA from Hirsutella rhossiliensis, 990 nucleotides. Its product is annotated as sugar-tranasporter. Gene Ontology annotation, molecular function: molybdate ion transmembrane transporter activity. Lineage: Eukaryota; Fungi; Ascomycota; Sordariomycetes; Hypocreales; Ophiocordycipitaceae. The coding region runs from base 1 to 990 and encodes 329 amino acids. Gene Ontology annotation, biological process: molybdate ion transport. The transcript has 4 exons. The record is from RefSeq and is a predicted model, not a curated record. Gene Ontology annotation, cellular component: membrane.
AUGGAUUUCUAUACAACAACUCUCGCAGCUCUAUGCGGGCUCUGCGCCGUUCUCGUAUACCACAAACACGGUUUCCGUGAUGCAAAGGAUGCCAACUCAGCUCGCCAGGCCACCGCCUGUCAAUUCCAACGCCGGUUCUUGUUCGUUUAUGCUUUGGCGGUCGGCGCCGACUGGUUGCAGGGACCACACCUUUAUGCCUGGUACAGAUACGACAAACAGCUUCCCGAGGAGCUGGUCGCCCUCAUGUACGCCACCGGCUUCGCUGCCGGCGCCGUCAGCGCGGCAGUGGCUGGACCAUUGAUGGAUUGCCUCGGCCCGGAUUUGGGAUGCCUGGCGUAUUCCCUCUUCGCCUCUACAUCGUGUGGCUUGAUCGAAUCAGACAAACCGUCAAGGCUUCUUCUAGGCCGGGUUUGCGGCGGUUUUGCCACCACUUUCCUCUUCAGCGCCUUCGAAUCAUGGAUGGUCACCAAGUACCACACUCUUGGCCUUGACGACUCGACAUUGCCUUUGGGGACGGUCUUGAGUAACAUGACUCUCGCCGACACAGAGGGCGAGCUUCCUCUAGGACUCAUCUUUGCGAGCUUCAUGUGCGCCAUGAUGAUUGGGUCCACGGUCGCUUCAGGGCCGCUCAUGACUUUUUCGGGACAGAGCGCAACCAGGGACUUGAUAAUUGCGAUGCUGGUUGCAUGCGGGAGUCUGUCGUGUGCAGUACUCCUCGACAGCGAGCGAAUGCUUUUCGGGGUCUUUUGUAUCCUGGAGGCAUCCAUCGGAGCGUAUUUUCCUGUCAUGGGUUACUUGAAGGGCGAGCAUGUCGACGACAAGGACCGAAACCUCGUGUACAGCAUCUUCCGACUGCCCCUAAAUACCUUGGUACUGGUCGCCCACUGUCUCGACACGGAAGGAGAUGAACACCGGGACAGGGUGUUUUUGACGCUCGCUGGAAUGCUGUUGGCGGCUUCAUUGGUCGUCAAACAGAGCCUGGCUUCUUAG